AUGCCACCACACCGAUGUGUGGAAUGGCUGGAAGAUGCUACAUCUAGUUUGAUGCUGCAUCCGAACGAGAAUGAGGAGCUGGAAGAGCUUCGACAGGAAGUGAUGCAGCGCCGCGACGUCGCGAUCAUCGCAUGUAGCGUGGAGAUUGUGGUCUCCGUGGCGUCAAUGGCCCUGUACGAUUUGCGGAGGACUAUCCUCGUUCCGAUCGCCAACACAGUGUUGACCCUCCUGGCCAGUGUCGGGUUGCAUGGAGCUUUGAGAUUGAGACUGCCACAGAUUCAGGUUCAUGGAAUUGUGACCACGGGUUUGCUGAUUGCAUGUUUGGGCAAUUUCCUUUGCGAGGAACUCUUGAGUCACGCUGGUCUUGGCAGCAACACACUGCCUGGAUGGCUGGUGCUGAUCGUUCUUUUCGUACCGUAUAGCCUGAAUCUGGCUUGCUCAGUUAUGAGUCUGAGACUAGGCAACACUCUCAGCGAGUUUCUGGAGGAAGAGGAUUUGAAUUGUGGAUUAGCGAGCGACGAUCGUCUUGCUGAACAGGCGGAACAGGUCAGCGGACAGGAUCGUUGCUGUGUGUGCAUGGACCAGCGCAAGGACUCUGUGAUCACACCAUGUGGACAUCGAGCUGUUUGCAUCGUUUGCGCAAAUGUCCUGAAGGGGCGCGGCCGACAAUGUCCAGUGUGUCGCAGCGCCAUCAUUGGUGUGGUGCGGGUCACUGCCUUACAGAGGAACAACAUGGCGGAGAAGCAGAAAAGGAUAGAGAAGACGCGAGAAGGAGUUCCCAUUUGGGAUGGAGAUGCCGGAACAUAUCAGGAGUUUGAAGAGAGCGCUUUGCUGUGGGAGCAAUCCAUAGCGAUGCACAAGCGCUACUUGUGCGGCCCGAGGCUUCUCACAGAGCUGACGGGCACUGCUCGCAGGUUCACUGUGGGCAAGCAUCCCGAAUGGCUCUCCUUCAAUGGAGGCGUGCAGCGGCUUCUGACGUACCUGAGGUCAAACUUGGGCCUUCCACAGAUGCCUGAACUGACGGAUCAUUUGAGCCGUUACUUCCGGCAGUCCAGGCGCAAGAAGGGGGAGACCAUGAAUGAGUACGUCACUAGGAAGUCAGAACUGUAUGCAAGAGCUAGGCAAGGACUUCACAGGGUGAUGUCUCACUAUGAGAAAAAGAAGCCAGCGUGGGAGAAGAGCUACGGCGGCUAUAGCCGUCCGGGGUCCACCGACCCUUGGGCCAACUACAGGAGGACACCCUCCCUGGCUGGCAGUCAGAACCUGAGUGCUGAGGAGAUUCAGGAUGAUCGGGAAGCGCUUGCUCGACCUGAUGAUCAAGCUGAGGCCACCGAGGAUGCAACUGAGGAGCGAAGCUCCACUGGUCCAGGUCCUUCAGGAGACUCCUGGAGUUAUCCGGACUGGUGGUCAAAUGACUGGUGGAGUACCUCUUGGACACCUUCCGAGAAUGCCGACUGGAAUGUGGAAGCCCCUGAACUACUACCAGAGUAUGUCCAGGGCUGGUACCUCUUGUUUGAUUCUGGCCUAGACACCAACGAGCGCAACAUGGUCGUGGCAGCCCUGAAGGGCGACUUCACUAUGACCCGAGUGGCACAGGAGCUACGCAGCCAGUGGACUGAUGAGGACUUGCGUCGUCGAGAUGCAGCCAAUCGUCACUCCAGCUGGUGGGUGGAUGAGAAUGAAGAGGCCGAGUCUGAGGACUAUGACACUGCCUGGGUUGCCCAGGCUCACCGCAACUUCAAUGACGAGGGCCUCGCACGCCUGGGUGAAGCUGAAGAUGUGGCUCAAGAAGCCCUAGCCAUGAUGGAGCGCGGGCGUCGCACCUUGAAAGAGGCCAGACAGAAACAACAUCAGGUGAGGAUGUCCCGGAAGUACUACCGCACCAACUUCAAGCCCUCUGGAAGCACUUCGGCUGUAGCUUCGGGCACAGAUCAAAAGUGCUUCCGAUGUGGUGGUCCUCACAAGACUUCAUCAUGUCCAAAGGCAAUGGCAACAACGACAGCCUCUUCAGCCGAAGAGCAGGCUGCACCUUUCAUCUGUUUUGCACAAGACCAGAUCACCAAGGACCAUGAGAUUGUGGAGCCCUAUGUCCCGGACGACCACGAGGUGAACUACCUGGAUGCUGGGUUCUCCGAUGCUUGCCCAGAGGCCUUCUUUGAUGUUGCCGACACCAGCAGCAUAGGGCCUAUCUCCACUCAGAUGGCCGUCGAGCAAGGCAAGGCUGUCGUUGAUGGAGGGGCUACAAAGACCCUUGGCAGCGUGGUGGCCCUCGAGAAGAUCAUUGCCCUCAACAAGUACAAGCAUGGGACUUCUCGCCUGGCCGACCUUGACUUGGAGAACAAGCCUACGUUUGGUUUUGGAAAUUCAUCAAAGAACCAGUGCGUGUCCACAGCCUCACUCGAGGUUCAAGCCGAUGGCAAACCUGGACAAGUACAAGUACAUGCGUUGGAUGCGGGAGCAGGACCUGUGCUGUUCUCCAUUGAGUCCUUACGGGCCUUGGGAGCAAUCAUCGACUUCUCCGAGGACAUGGUCGUCUUCCGCAAGAUCAACCCGUCCAAGAUCAUCAAGAUGGAACGUUCGGCCACUGGCCAUCAGCUGCUGCCCAUGACUCAGGAUUGGUACAGUGAUGCUCAGAGCACUGCACAGCCAGUGCCAAAGGAACUGGUGGAAGAGCUCCUGAUGACCUUUGGCGAAACAGCUCCAAAACAGUGGAGCAUCAUGGAGAUCGAGAGCCGCCUUUUGGAACUCAAGGAAGCCAACGGGAUGAUCACUCAAAAAGGGAAGGUACGGCCACCGAUGCGCCAUGCCAUGAUCGAGCUGAACAAGGCCAGCAAGAAGAAGUCCGACCUUGUGGACUACGUGAACAACAAGCUCAUGGUGAAGACCCGCGGCACCGAGACCAUUCAGGAGCUGCAGCGCUUGGGCACCAAGAAGAUCUACCAGACCACAGCCGCCUCUCCGGAGGAUCCUGUGGGGUUCGGGGAACACUGCAGUCUGCAGUACCACGAGCUUCUAGCCCAACACCCACAGUAUGCCAGUUGGGUCGCGAAGACCGCCACCGAGGGGGAAUGCGACUACCGCCUGGCCCGUCUGGCCAAUUGGCUCCAGAGCCCAGAGGCACAGCAUCCGAUGCCGACCUACAAGCAGACCUCCAGCGGCUACAAGAACACAUCGACGCCGGCCAGCGGCUCGAAUGGCAAGACCGAGAACAUGAUGAUGCAGAUGAUGCAGAUGAUGCACGCCCUCAAGGAGGACGUGGACAAUCUGAAAGCCGAGAGGCCUCACAAGAAGGUCGAAGCAUCCAGUGUCUCCGAGAUGACAGAGUCAUCCACAGGCUCUUUCGUGCCGAUCCCACAAUUGAUUUCGAAUGCCUUUGAGGCCCUGCUAUCACACCAGCGCAUAGAGCUGCUGGAAGUGGCAUGUUCGGCCGACAGCGUGCUGUCUCGCACCAUGCAACAAAAGAAAGGUGACGAGGGUGCGGUGGGCAUUUGUGAACAGGCUAUUCAGGGUACCAAGACUCUCAUGAACAAAAUAGCUGAAGAUGACCCAGAAGUCACCGCAGCAGAAGCUCUGGCUGAAGCCACUAGGACCUUUAAUAGCCGAGAACUGAUCCGAGGCUAUUCGCCCAUCCAACAUGCCCUUGGCCGCGCGCCUGAUGCCACCGGGCGACUUUUCCCUUGCAGCCCAAGUGAAUGUCCAGAGCUGCUGGUAGAGAACGCCUCUGGUGAGAUGGAUCGCCAGCUCCAGCGAAUGCAAAGUGCGGAAAAGGCCUUCCUUGAAUGGACGGCAAGCCGGAGACUCCAAAAAGCCAAGAACUCAAAACCCAGAGAUGUCACCAACUAUGAGCCAGGAGACCUAGUGUAUGUGUGGAGAAAGCAAGUGAGCGGCCAAGCAGCCAUUAAGGGUGGCUCGUUUGUGGGGCCAGCCCGCAUCCUGGCGGUGGAGCAACAUCGCUCUCCCGACGGGACCCACAAGCAGGGCAGCUCAAUUUGGUGCGUCAGAGGGAGAAGACUUCUCAAGUGCUCCCCAGAGCAACUACGUCGAGCCUCCGAGCGGGAGGUCCUCUUAGAAGAACUACAUGCCAAACAGUACGAUGACUGGGACUUUGAUAGAGUAGCUCAACAACUUGGAGGGAACGAGUUUCUGGAUGUGUCCACCGAGGUACCCUCUUAUGCAGAAUGGCUACGAGCUCAAGAUCCAGUCCAAGAAUGGCAACCAAUGAGAAGAUGUGCAAGAAAACGAGGCCCCAUGGUAGAUGAGAUGAGUGGCAUGGGACCGGCUCCUCCAACAUCCAGGCCAACAGAGCGAUCCAGGAGUCCAACUUCCAGGCCUACGCCUUCUACAUCCUCAGGAGCACCCGUGUCACAGAGGCCUCGAAUGUGUGCCCAACAAGGCAUGGCUGCUGCCCCACCAUGGUGGAACCAGUCAAGUAUCCAGGAAGUGUUUGCAGUCACCGAGAGCACCUUCUGGAUGGAUGAGACCGCGGCCGUGGCCGUGGAGGUUCCCAUGCCAGACACACGUGCUGGAUCUGAACGAGCUCUUCGAGAUCUCCCUUCUUAUUUUGCCAGUAGCUUGAAGAAACGGUCAGCAGUUGAAGUCUGUGAGCGUCACCUAUCUGAGGAAGAGCGACAACAGUUCCGAUCUGCAAAGGCCGUUGAAGUGAGUAACUUCAUAGCUGCCAAGGCUUUUGAAGCCCUUCCAGAGAAACUUCGCCCAGCACGCGAACAAGCAGUGAAGAUGCGCUGGAUACUGACAUGGAAGCAGAAGGAGGAUGGCAGCCGAAAGGCGAAAGCCAGAGCCGUCCUCUUAGGAUACCAAGAUCCAUGCUAUGAACAGAGAGCAACGACUUCUCCAACCACGACUCGCCAGACCAGGCAACUGCAGAUGCAAUUAGCCGCUUCAUAUCGCCACAAGAUGCGAAAAGGUGAUGUGACAGGUGCUUUCCUGCAAAGCAGGCCAUACCCUGAUGACCUUUUUUGUAUACCAUGCCCAGAGAUCUGUGAAAGGAUGGGACUCCCAGCAGAGUCAAUCACCAAAGUGAAGAAAGCCUGCUAUGGCUUAGUUGAUGCGCCCCUGGAAUGGUAUCGUUCCAUUUCCGAUUUCUUUGCAAAACUCGGAUUGCAAAAAUGCUGGAGUGACGCAU
Molecule: messenger RNA, 5143 nt
Organism: Cladocopium goreaui
Lineage: Eukaryota; Dinophyceae; Suessiales; Symbiodiniaceae
Source: the annotation of a GenBank genome assembly